CCCGCGGAAGCAGGCUCUUGGCGGGGCGAAGGAGCAGGAGGGGGCGGGUCUGCCCCCAUCACGCCUUCCAAUUGGCUGCGUUGAGACCUUCCAACAUGGCAGCGCCCGGCUCCGGUCUAAAUUGCGAGGACUUCGCUGAGUUUCAGGAAUUGCUCAGGGUAACAAGACAAAUUGAUGACAGAAUAGUCCAUGAAUUAAAUACUACAGUUCCAACAGCUUCUUUCGCAGGAAAAGUUGAUGCUAGGCAAACUUGUGAAGAACUUCAUCAUUCGUUGAAAGAAGCCCAUGAAAGUAGGGAGAGAAUAAUCAAAAGCUGUAUUGCCCAAACUUCUAAUGUAGUAAAACUUCUUCAAGAAGAGAGGAAGAAAUCUCCAGAUGACAUAACAUUACUAAAGCAACUCAGGAAAGAGCAGACAAAAUUGAAAUUAAUGCAGUCAGAGUUAAAUGUUGAAGAAGUGGUAAAUGACAGAAGCUGGAAGAGUCUUUCCAGAUAUUAAUGUCAGGCUGAUUGAUCUGUAGUUUCCUGGAUCCACUUUUCCCCCUUUUUUGAAGAUGGGAACCACAUCAGCUCUUUUCGAGUCUUCUGGUAUUUCCUCAAUGCUCCAGAGUUUUUGAAAGAUAUAUUUGGGUUUCUGAGAUCACAUCGGCCAAUUCCUUCAGGAAUCUAGGAUUAUGCUAUUAGUACAUUGCACUAUUAGUAUUACACCAUUAGUACUCUAAAGCAAGAUUAUAAGUAUUUUAGUAUUUUACGGGGAAUUGAUUGUAUAAAGAGAAUCAAUUGUAAAACAAAUUAUGAAGGAAGAUUAUAGGGGUCAAGAGGAAGACUGAAAAAAAUUACAACUGAAAGAGUUGAUGAAUUGCAAAAACAAAAGUAUCAAAUGAUAAAUUAAUACGGUGGGAGCUAGGAUGAUUUACAAAGAUCAAAAAGUAUGGAGAAAUAGUGCAUAGUGUUGGUAUAUGUUCGUUUCAGUUAAAUUUCCUUCUCUUUUUCCCAUAUCAUGUAUUUAGUUUUUUAUACCUUUUUUCUGAGCUCUACAUAACAUUUAUCCUGAAAGUAAAUAGCCAGAGGAAUAUGUAUGACUUGAGAAACGUUGAAGAUUUUACAUAAAAGUGAAAAUUACUUCUAGUGUUUUUGCACGGAAACACUAUUUUGAUAGGCAUAUUUGGAGUUUCAACAUUGACCAAACUUUAAUAACAUAGAUGUCUUGAUGGAGCUCUUCUACAUUAUUAAGUUUCAAAACAUUUGUACAGUAUUUAGUGUCCCUCAGCUGGUGAUAGAAUUUGCUGCCCUUAAGCAGGGUUAGUGGGGCCUCAUUAGUAUGUUGAUGGAGACUACUGGGGCUUUGGGCCAAACUGGGAAACUGAAAAACCUCCUGAGCAAAGACUGGCAAACAAUCUCCAUGCUGUUAUCUAUAAAAUCACAUGGUUGUGUCAAUAAUGUCAAUGCGAAUUUUGCUCAGCAAUAAAGAGAUUUUAAUUUUUUAUUAGAAUGGUGCAAUAUAUGAAUAUCCAAAGAUCACAAGAUAUGAAUGAAGAAAAUUAUUUCAGUAUUAAAGGAAGCUCAGGCUACCAAGUUUGGAGACGUUUCAAACAAAGCCACUGAUAAGAGGUGAAAGGAAUUAUCGGGACUGAAUGCCUCCAUGGAUAAUUAAAUAAAGGUUGGCUACAUACUUCUGUUGAUUACAUUUGUAGGAAAUUCCUCAGAUCCUGAGUUAGGUUUAUCUGAUUUAACAAAGUUGUGUAUUCUGCUAGCAACUUGCUAGUAGGAAGUUUCUUGCAGCAUUUACUCAAAAAUACCAUAUCUCUCAUAACAUUUGUUGCCCUGUUACAUUUUGUAUCUUUCAGACAUAAAUUCUUCUCUAAAACAAGCAUAUUAAUCUGUCUCUUUCAAUGUUUCCUUAAAGAAUGUAGGAUUUUGCUCUUCUGGUCAUUCUACGGCAUGUUUCCUUAUCCUUUAAUGAGUUGGCCUACUUGCUGAUUAUUGGUGAUUUCUUUUUUCUUCUUAUCUGAGGG
This is a messenger RNA of Pseudonaja textilis, 2013 nucleotides long. The record is from RefSeq and is a predicted model, not a curated record. NCBI's taxonomy places the organism in Eukaryota, Metazoa, Chordata, Lepidosauria, Squamata, Elapidae.